Molecule: messenger RNA, 1724 nt
Organism: Puntigrus tetrazona (Sumatra barb)
Lineage: Eukaryota; Metazoa; Chordata; Actinopteri; Cypriniformes; Cyprinidae
Product: transmembrane protein 25-like
Exons: 6
Biological process (GO): negative regulation of excitatory postsynaptic potential
Source: RefSeq, a predicted model, not a curated record
AUGCCAAAUAGUUGUGUUUCAGUCCAGCCGGAGAUCCUGCGUGUGGACGCUCACUACAGCCAGAGCUCGGACCCCGGACUCGCCCUCAUUCUCUUCGCUUUGGUUCGCUCCAACCCCCCCGCCUCCAUCCGCUGGGUGGACCAGUCCGGUCAGCUGCUGGCCAACAGCUCCGACUUCCUCAUCCUGGACUCACGCAGCUUCCCCUGGCUGACCAAUCACAGCCUGCAGCUCACUCUCAGCAGCCUAUCAGGAAACAUCACCGUGAGCGCCAACAACAGCCUCGGCUCCGCCCACAGCAACCUCACGCUCACAGAGUUCCUUCAGUCUCGUGUGGAGGUGCCGGUGUUCGGGAUCGUGACGGGUGGAGUCGCCGGCUUCAUCACCCUCCUCAUCUUCACUCUGAUGGUGUUCUUCCUCCUCCAGAAGGACAAGACUAAAGGUGUGUGAGCGUGAUCUCAGCACACUUCCUCUCUGAAGAUCACCGAGAACGGUGUGUAUCUUCCGCGGGAGAACAUGUCUCUUCCGUCUCACGUGCAGCUGAAUGAUGACGGAUCUCUCUGUAAAGGACAGCAGAGCUCCAGACCCAGCUCUCUGGAGAGGAGACGAGCCGAGGACGACGAGGAGGACCUGUCUGCGGCCUACGCUGCCCGAGGGUUCGCUCGCUAUCCGAUGGUUGGCUACAUCUACAAGGUCAGCAGCACCAGCAGCGACGAGAUCUGGCUCUGAUUGACCUCUGACCUCUGAACCUCUCAGACAUCAAGCCUCAUUUCUGAGAUCUCACCGUGAUUGACUGACAGCGCUGAAGAACUGCAUUACCCAUAAUCCCUGAUCCGAGAAACCACUGUUACUAUGGAAACGCCAAUCAGAAGCUAUUUCCACAAUAGCUAGACUACAUCAGCUAACUGAUGAUGAUGAUGAUGAUGAUGAGAAAUCAGAGCAAGAGUUAAAAUCACAGACCGACUCAAACACAGGGAAUCAUGGGAUCUGUAGUUCAUUCAGAAGCAACUUUAAUAUUAUUUUUUGUGUUUCUUCAUCAGAUGUGAUCAUUUUCUCUCAGUUCUCGUGUCAUGGCCUUCUCUAAACAUUUAAACAGUAUUUCAGCUGGACAAUGUUUUUUUUUUCAUUAGUAGCGUUUUUAAUUAAAAACACAUGUUUAUCAUUUAGUUUCAGAGGAUUCAGAGAACGUUCAAAAGGAACGUUUACACAACGUUUGCAGAACGUUAGCGAAACCUCCUCGUCAGCAGAACGCUCUUCUAGUCUGCACUGAUUCACACGAAACCGUCGGACUGAACAUAAUUACAUGAAUAAUGAAUCAGACAGACUGUACAUGUGUGCUUUCCUCAGUAUUUACCCACAGUUCUUUGCUGCUAUAUGGAAUGCGCAUUGUUUUCGUGAAAUAUAAGGGAAACCUGCAGAUAUGUGAGAGAUAUAUAUAUAUAUAUAUUUAAAUGAAUAUAAAGAGUAUUACCGGUAAGGUGUUAUGAUCAUCUGUGUGUGUAUAUUUACUGUAAGUAUGUUUGUAAAGCUCAUUAUGAAUCUGUAUAUAUGAAUAUAUUUCAUAACGCAUGCCACUGUGUUUCCAUCCAGCAGGGGGCGCUGCUAGUUAACCUCCAGGCUGUUAACCAGAGCCUAACUAGUUCUAGUUAAUUGUUCCAGCGAUUAUCUGUCUCUCGUGAAUGAUCAGUCAUAUGAUGAAAUACCUCAAUAAAUCAUAAUAAGUCUCA